This is a messenger RNA of Pelobates fuscus (common spadefoot toad), 2099 nucleotides long. It is a transcript of the gene ABHD13, whose product is annotated as abhydrolase domain containing 13. Gene Ontology annotation, cellular component: membrane. Lineage: Eukaryota; Metazoa; Chordata; Amphibia; Anura; Pelobatidae. The transcript is spliced from 3 exons. The record is from RefSeq and is a predicted model, not a curated record. Gene Ontology annotation, molecular function: palmitoyl-(protein) hydrolase activity. Bases 309 to 1319 code for a protein of 336 amino acids.
UCCCGGAACAGGAGAGAGAAAUGUUAGAUGGAGGAGGCAGGAGCGCGAUGGGAUGAGAGGCCGUGAGGAUCCAGCCGUUUCAUGCCACGUGAGCUCUGCCAGCAGGCGGCCCCAGGGAGAGAGCAGUGACAGCAGUGACAGGACCGACUGCUGCCGUGCCAUCCCAAGCUGGUGCCCAUACCACAUUGCUGGGUAAUUCUCGCUGCCAAGGCGAUACUGAAGACAUUUGGCGAAAGAGAUCAGCUCUUUCACUGUGAAUAUUUCCAACAGAGGACUCCAUUUAGAGACUGAAACACACAGAGAACAGAAUGGAAAAGCAUUGGGUUUUUUGGGCUUGUGCAGAAAGAUGGUUGUUGGCAUUAGCAUCCUGGUCCUGGGGACUGUGUCGAAUAUGUCUCUUGCCUUUAAUUUUAACGUUUAAUAUGUACGGUGGGAUAGUUUUACUACUGUUAAUCUUUGUCUCAAUAGCUGGAAUACUUUUUAAAUUUCAAGAUGUGCUUCUCUAUUUUCCUGACCAACCGUCUUCAUCCCGACUUUACGUCCCAAUGCCAACAGGGAUACCACAUGAAAAUAUAUUUAUUAAAACAAAAGAUGGUGUGCAUCUUAACCUCAUUCUGCUGAGAUACACUGGAGAUAAUGCAAACUUUUCACCUACUAUUAUUUAUUUUCAUGGUAAUGCAGGGAAUAUAGGCCAUAGAUUACCAAAUGCUUUGUUGAUGCUGGUAAACUUGAAAGUGAACUUGCUAUUAGUUGACUACAGAGGAUAUGGAAAAAGUGAUGGAGAGCCAAAUGAAGAGGGUCUGCAUCUGGACUCAGAGGCUGUGCUAGAUUAUGUUAUGACUAGGUCUGACAUAGAUAAAACAAAGAUUAUAUUGUUUGGACGCUCCUUGGGGGGAGCAGUGGCUAUCCAUCUGGCUUCAGAAAAUGCACACAGAAUUUGUGCUAUAAUGUUAGAAAAUACUUUUCUUAGCAUUCCUCAUAUGGCCAGUACCUUGUUUUCCUUCCUCCCAAUGAGGUAUCUUCCUUUGUGGUGCUACAAAAAUAAGUUCUUGUCUUACAGGAAAGUGUCCCAAUGCCGAAUGCCUUCCUUAUUUAUUUCUGGGUUGUCUGAUCAAUUAAUCCCUCCAUUUAUGAUGAAGCAACUGUAUGAACUGUCUCCAGCCCGGACUAAGAGAUUGGCAAUAUUUCCAGAUGGGACACACAAUGAUACAUGGCAGUGCCAAGGAUAUUUUGCUGCACUUGAACAGUUUAUUAAGGAACUGACCAACAAUCACUGUCCAGAAGAAAAUACAAAGACUUCCAACGUAACAAUUAUAUGAAUGCUUACCUCUUCUAUUUGCACCAUUGUAUAUUUUGUUUGUAAGAAGUGAUUGAAAGAAUGUAAUUUGUACAGUUUGUUAUCCUAACAUAGGCAAAUGAAAAUCAAAUUAAAUCUGGGAAGCGCCUCCAUAAUGUAGCUGAUAUUCUUUCAGCUUUGUCCAAACGUCUCUAUAAAAUUUCUUAUUAAAUCAAUGUUCAGUGCAUGCACUGUUUUAACAUAUGCUUUCAUUUUUUGGUUCUAGCUUGAAGGUUGCUUUCUUUAUUGAAAGUAGCACUGAUAUUUUUGUUUAUUCUGGAAUGAGGGCUUGCAAGUGAAAAUUUGUACUUAUCUUGUUCGUUUAAAGUUGUAUGAAUUUUUUUUUUAAAUUACAUUAGUAAGAUUAGUAGUUCUGCAUCUAAUACUCCAAACCAUUAUCAGACUAUGAUAUCAAAGUUACCAUAAUUCCCAUGUAAACUGGCCACUUAAAAAUACACCAUGUAUUUAUAAUGAACUAUUGUGUAUAUAGUGAAACAUUAUUUAUCUAUGGUUUAAAUGAGAAAUAUGUUAACCAUGUUUUCAAUGAAUCUUUUCACCAGGACACGGUUUAUAAACAUGUAAGUGUUUAUUCAGAUCAAUUGUUUCUUUUUACCAAUCCAUUAUUGACUCACUUGACUCUUGCAUUCCUGGUGAUAGCAACCAAAUUAUUUUUUUUUUUUCUACAUGCACAUAUACAUGCUCUUCCAAUUCUUGUCAUAUAAUUCCUGGCUUUGUCUUGACAUAAUGAAAUGCUACAGACUGG